AUGGCCGAACCCGUGGUCGUCCAGCUCCUCGCCGGCCUCAACUGCACGUCGGCCACCCACCUCAUCGUCGGCUCCAACCCCUCGCCGGUGCCCGCUGCGCCCACGCGAUUUCAAGACGACGACCUCUUUUCCUUGGGCCGUGAAGAGGUCGGCCGCGUGGUGGAUGCCGUCUUCGUCACCGUCGGCCCGCGCAAUCCACUGAGCUCCCACAUCUCCGCCCUUUGCAAACGCAACCGCAUCCCCAUCAACGUCCUCGCCUCCCGCAUCCGCCGCGAAGUCGCUGCCGCCCUACCCCGCGACCUCGGCGCCGCCUGCACCCGCCUCGGCGACCUCCGCCGCCGCAUCCACGCCGAAGACAAGCUGUCCGGCCCCGCCACCACCCCCGCCGCCCACGCCACCCACACCGAGGAAGAAGGGCUCGACGACUCCCUCGACCAGUCCGCCACCUUCAACAAACUCGUCACCGACGCCGACCUCGACGCCGCCCGCACCCGCAGGAUCCGCUGGCUCUCCCAGGUCUGCGAAUACUGGCCCCUCAAGAAACUCGCCGCCAUCACCGACGCCGACGUCGACGCCGUCCUCGCCUCCUAUCACCCUUCUUCUUCCGUCCCACCUUCCGCAGCCGGCUCCCCCUCCGCCGAACCCUCUUCCUUCCUCAGCUCGCAGACCCACGCCACUACCGGCAACCAACCCCGCAGCACCACACCAUCCCCCGCCCCCAACGCGGCGGCACCCUCAUCCUCGCCGGCAGCGGCCCCGGCCACCCCGACCUCCUCACCCGCGCCACCCACAAGGCCAUCCAAGCCGCCCACCUCAUCCUCGCCGACAAGCUCGUGCCCUCCCCGUGCUCGACCUCAUCCCCGCCGUACCCCCGUCCACAUCGCCCGCAAGUUCCCCGGCAACGCCGACCACGCCCAGCAGGAACUCCUCGACAUGGCCCUCGCCGGCGUCCGCGACGGCAAGACCGUCCUCCGCCUCAAGCAGGGCGACCCGUUCAUCUACGGCCGCGGCGGCGAGGAGGUCGACUUCUUCAACCGCCAGGGGCUCGCCGAUAGGGUCCACGUCCUGCCCGGCAUCACCAGCGCCCUCAGCGCCCCGCUGUUCGCCGGCAUCCCCGCCACCCAGCGCGACGUCUCCGACCAGUACGUGCCCACCCGCACCGUCGUCUUCCUCAUGGCUCUCCACCGCAUCUCUGGCCUCGUGCAGGAACUUACCACCCACGCCCCCGAAACCGAGGCGGCUGCCGCUGCCGCUGCCGAGGGUGUCGAUGGCAGCCCCGCCAAGCUUUCGGGUCGUGCCUUGUGGCCGCGCGACACGCCCUGCGCCGUCAUCGAGAGGGCUAGCUGCGCCGACCAGCGCAUCAUCCGCACCACCCUCGGCUUCGUCGCCCAGGCUAUUGAGGAGGAGGAGCAGACCCCGGGUCUUCUCGUCGUCGGCAAGGCGUGCGAGGCGCUGUUCACGUUGGAGAAGGGCAGGUGUUGGGUCACGCAAGAAGGAUUCAAGGGCUUAGAUCUGGAUGACUUGAUUUCUCUCUAA
Messenger RNA from Parascedosporium putredinis, 1536 nucleotides. NCBI's taxonomy places the organism in Eukaryota, Fungi, Ascomycota, Sordariomycetes, Microascales, Microascaceae. The record is from the annotation of a GenBank genome assembly.